CAACAAUAACAACAAGAAAAAGCGCCAGCUACACAUGACCACAUACAAACAAACGUUAUAGUAAUCACAAAAACAACAACAAUAUGGAAAAAUAUUAAAAACAAAAAUACAAAAAAAAAAAACAACAUUCACAACAAACACUCCACACACAGUCUAAGAUCAACGGCAAGAUUGAACGGCCUGCAGUAUCUCGCCUAUAAACAUUGCGAGCAGUUUAAUAAAAUAAAAAAAAAUUGUGAGAAAAAGACCUAAUAAACGUAAAAAUUUCGGGAAAAUAACAAAUUAUUCAUAAAAUAAUAAUAAUUUCUCUUUAGUGUUUGGAAAAAAGAAGAAGAAGCCAAAAGAAGAAUGAAAUAGUAAAUGUCAUUCAUUGUGUUUUGUGUGUCAACCUUUGUUAGCAAAAAAUAAAGAAAAGUGUUUAAAUCUUUUUAAAGAAAAAUAAAUAAAAUAAAUUAAAAGUGUGUUAAAUUAUAAAAUAAACAAACAAACAACAACUCAUCCAUCCAUUUUGUGUUGAAAAUAAAGUUUCUUUUUAAAAGAAUCAGAAAAAAAGUUUAUAAAUAAAAUGCAAAAAAAAGCAAAUGAAUCAACAAGUUAAAAUUUAGUUACACGUAACAACAACAACAAUAAUAACAAAGAAAAAACUUUACUUCCAACAUAACCUCCAGUAGCACCCCUCUACUCUUCUUAAUCAUAAAAUUUAGUUACAAAAUCACUAUUUGCAGCAGCAUUAACCGUAAGCAGCGCCACGAAAAAAAAAAAACAAACAUGAUUUUGCAAAACAGUUUGUAGUGAAGCAAAAAAAAAAAAAAAACAACAGUGAACAAAAACAAUCUUCAUCCCAGUGACCUAAAACUAAACGAAAAAAAAGAAAACUUUAAAAUUUAUAAGAAAACCAGCUAAAACCACUUGAAAAAAACUUUAACAGAUAAUGCUCAUGAGUUGCAGUCACGUUUGUAAAAACCAAUAACUACUUUUUAGUUUUUCCUUUAAUUUUCCCCUCCAAACAAACUUAUUCAACUACCACCAACAAACUUGCUAACCAAACGUAUAACUAGAAGAUUGACUGACUGACUAAAGGACUUGGACUGACUGUCUUACUAUAAUUUUCUAAAUUUAAACUUUAACUGUCAUUUUAAAAGUACGAAAAAAAACUGACGCAAAUAACUUUGCCACAUUAGUGCAUUUUUUCCAUUUCUUUUUAACAUACUAUGAGUGCUUGGAUGGAAAUAUUGAAUACAAAACAAACGGAAACUAAUAAAACAAAAAGUACUCGACAUUCCGCACACUCAAUUGUGCCAGGUGGUGGUGGAGGUGGUUUAAGAGGUGGCGCUAAACAAGCAAAUCGUCGUCAAAAACGUUUAAGAAAACACACGGGAAAUAAUCCUUCAGUGCAAAUAACUGCAGGCAAAUCCACGACAACAAAGAAAACAACACCUGGUUUAUUACAGACAUUAACGUCAAAAUUAACGGGUACAGAAAAAUCUGUACGUUACGUGGCCUUACAUCAGGCAGACUUAGAGCAGGGCUCUCCUCUAACUAACGUCGACAACGAUAGUGAUCGUGAUCUAGAUACUAGUAGUUCACAAAAUUCAUUGGCUGGCAGUGGCAGCGAUAGCAGUAGCAGCGUAGAAGAUUUAUUUGUAGCAACUAAUUCAAGGCGUAAACAACGUCGUAAAAUGACGCGCAAGGGAACCUAUUCGAUGCGUGAAACCUUUGAAAAUAGUAGACAGGUAAGAAUUGAAUUAUGAUUUUAUCUAUUUAUGGGUCUUUUUCAACUACAUAUAAAGUAGAUAAUCACAUAUAUAUAUAAUUUAAAAGUCGUCAUAUGAACAUAUACAUGUACAUACAUAUACAUAUAUCUCUUUGUAUGUGUUUAUCUUAAUAUCUAAAAAAUAUCUCUGGUAAGUUGU
Messenger RNA from Lucilia cuprina (Australian sheep blowfly), 1913 nucleotides. RefSeq names its product dynein axonemal assembly factor 6 (gene Dnaaf6). Gene Ontology annotation, cellular component: cytoplasm. The record is from RefSeq and is a predicted model, not a curated record. Bases 1212 to 1751 code for a protein of 179 amino acids. Gene Ontology annotation, biological process: axonemal dynein complex assembly. Gene Ontology annotation, molecular function: protein-folding chaperone binding; dynein intermediate chain binding. NCBI's taxonomy places the organism in Eukaryota, Metazoa, Arthropoda, Insecta, Diptera, Calliphoridae. The transcript has 3 exons.